Microthlaspi erraticum is the source of this 882-nucleotide messenger RNA. NCBI's taxonomy places the organism in Eukaryota, Viridiplantae, Streptophyta, Magnoliopsida, Brassicales, Brassicaceae. The record is from the annotation of a GenBank genome assembly.
AUGGCUGGUUACAUGGAUACUAGUGCACAAGAUUCAUUACCAAGCGAAGCCCUAGAGAUGUGGAGUUCUGAGAUCAAAUCUGGUCAGCUCCUUGUAGAUAAUAUUGUUGAUGCCAAGACUUCCCUUGAGGAUGGUUCAGAGGAAACAUUAGGGGUUCUGUUAGGUAGGGUCAAAUCAGCUGCAGCGAGCUUACGUUAUUUGAGCUCAAAAGCUACGAUCUUGACCGUUCCUGGUCUAAACCAUCCAGCACUCGAAGAUGUUAGUUCAUUUUCUGAAGUGGCUACAGAGGAUGGAGCAUCCUGUAGUUUGAAGAUGCUCCAGUCCAUACAGAUGGUUGCGGAUGUGCUUGAGUCUCUUUUGAGGAAGGUCACAUCGGCAGAAUCUGAAACGUCGUUUCAAAAGGAGAGGCUGGUUGUGAGGGAAGAAGAGAUUAGAAGGAAGACAGUCCAAAUCGAGAACAUGUCCUUGAGGUUGGGAGAGAUGAAACGGAUUCUAAAUGGGAAUAAAACUAUGCUAGACGAAACAGAGGAGAUAAUCAAGAAACUAGUUGAAGAUAGUAGGAGAGCUAAAGAAAUAGCUGUGGAAAACGAAGAGGAGCUACGUCGUGUGAAGACAGAGUGCGAGUCACUUAGAAAUUACGUCAAUACUAUUACUUCCCCUGAUGCUGUAGAAACACUUCUUUCAUCAGAUGGGCAAUUACACUGCAUGUUGGUUGCUAAGUCGACGCAACUGGAAGGCGAGAAAGCGCAGAAAGAGGUGGAGAUUCAGAAGCUAAUGGAGGAGAAUGUGAAGCUAGCUACUCUUCUUGACAAGAAAGAAGCUCAGCUUCUGGCCUUGAAUGAACAAUGCAAAUUCAUGGCUUUGAAUGCUUCAAACAUCUGA